Molecule: messenger RNA, 963 nt
Organism: Aspergillus caelatus
Lineage: Eukaryota; Fungi; Ascomycota; Eurotiomycetes; Eurotiales; Aspergillaceae
Product: 5'-methylthioadenosine/S-adenosylhomocysteine nucleosidase family protein
Exons: 2
Coding region: 1-963 (320 amino acids)
Biological process (GO): nucleoside metabolic process
Molecular function (GO): catalytic activity
Source: RefSeq, a predicted model, not a curated record
AUGAAGGCUUCUCCUUAUCCAAACGACGAAUAUACAGUCCGAUGGAUAUCUGCCUUGAAUGAAGAGCUGAUGGUGGCCAUGGCUAUGCUGGAUGAGGAGCAUGGGAGGCCUCAAUCGACACCUCGAGACGACACCAACGCAUAUCAUUUGGGCAAGAUCGGCGAACACAAUGUUGCGAUGGCUUGUCUAUCGGGAGCACAAUUGGAUACUGGCCCAGCUGCAAUUGUGGCAGAAAACAUGCGCCGCACGUUCAAGAACAUUAGGUUCGCCUUCCUGGUGGGAAUCGGAGGAGGUGUUCCAAAUAAAAAGAAGGACAUCCGUCUGGGCGAUGUUGUGGCCAGCUAUCCUACUGGACCUACACCGGAAUUGAAAGACUGGUUCUGCGCACCACCUCGCAAAAUUCUGGCUGCAGUUGACCUUCUAAAGGCAUACCACGCGAGACCCAAGAAGCCAGUAAACAACAUGCUGAGCAUUGUCGAGGAGUUGGGUGAGGAAUACGCAUAUCCAGAAGAAGAUGUAGCUCUUGAUCUAUUGUAUCAGGCGGAUUACGAGCACGGUCCCGAAGCUGAAGCUUGCGAUUUCUGCGACAGAAAAGCUCUGAUUCCACGAAACACCCGCAAGCUUCAGUACAGGCCAUACGUACAUUAUGGUAUUAUUGCAUCUGGGAAUAUGGUCAUCAAGAGCGGUAUCGAAAGGGACAAGAUUGACCAACGUUACGAGAACUCGAUAUUCUGCUUCGAAAUGGAAGCGGCGGUUUUGAUGAAUAAAUUCCCUUGCCUUGUUAUCCGAGGAAUCAGUGACUACUCCGAUUCCCAUAAAAAUGAUCAGUGGCGAAAGCGCGCAAUUGCCGUGGCGUCAGCAUAUGCGAAAGAACUCCUCUUACUGAUCGAGCCAUCCGAUGUGGAAUUAUUAACCCCUAUAGUCGCUCGUGUGCUAGAUACCGGUAUGCGCUUACAUGACUAA